GAAAGCGGAAGCCGCUGCGCCUGCGCACUGGGUUCGGCCGCUCCCUGCCCGCUGUACGGUGCCUCCGGUUCGGGAUGGCAAAGAACACGGUGUCUGCACGCUUCCGGAAGGUAGAUGUGGACGAGUACGAUGAAAACAAAUUCGUGGAUGAAGAGGAGGCGGCGGAAGGGCAGCAAGGACCGGAUGAGGGAGAGGUGGACGGAGCUAUCCGGGGGGGAAAUAUGAUGGGGGCUCUACAGGCUGCUUUAAAGAACCCACCCAUUAAUACGAAGAACCAAUCCUCCAAGGAUCGAGCGGAGAGUCUGGUACUGAAGGUUCUGAUCUCCUUCAAAGCGAAUGAGAUAGAGAAAGCCGUUCAGUCGCUGGAUAAGAACAGCGUGGACCUGCUGAUGAAAUACAUCUACAAGGGCUUCGAGAACCCGUCUGACAACAGUAGUGCUGUGCUGCUGCAGUGGCACGAAAAGGCUUUGGCCGCGGGAGGCGUGGGCUCUAUAGUCCGAGUACUGACUGCCAGGAAGACGGUUUGAAUGUUCGGCUGGUCGUGAAAUGAGAGCUGGUGCCAAGACCAAAACCCAGAGCCGCAGUCCCGCUGCGGGCAAGCAAUCCCUUACUUUGUUGCUGCCUCAUUUCUAUUUCCCCUCUGUUUCUCUAUAGCUUUCAUUUUUGAUACUUUGAACAAAGCAGUACAUGUGAA
This is a messenger RNA of Spea bombifrons (plains spadefoot toad), 694 nucleotides long. It is a transcript of the gene ARPC5, whose product is annotated as actin related protein 2/3 complex subunit 5. NCBI's taxonomy places the organism in Eukaryota, Metazoa, Chordata, Amphibia, Anura, Pelobatidae. The record is from RefSeq and is a predicted model, not a curated record. Gene Ontology annotation, cellular component: actin cytoskeleton; cytoplasm; Arp2/3 protein complex. The transcript is spliced from 4 exons. Gene Ontology annotation, molecular function: actin filament binding. Gene Ontology annotation, biological process: regulation of actin filament polymerization; cell migration; Arp2/3 complex-mediated actin nucleation. The coding region runs from base 75 to 527 and encodes 150 amino acids.